AUGAAUAGUAGUGUAACUAAUAAAGAAUUCAUAAAAUUACUAAUAAGUGAUAUUGCAGCUGAUAAAUUAUUGGAUAAUUCUGCAUCAUUACUUAAAGAUAUGAAAUAUAAAAAAAAAGUAUAUAUAUUGGUGUCAGGGGAAAAAAAGUAUUUCCCUGGAACAUGUUAUAGGGUUACAACCAUAGAGGGAACUGAAGAAUCUAUAUAUGAAACAGUAAAAUUGUUGAGCAAUAUUUUAUUUUUAAAUAAUAAAAAGAAUAUGUUUAAUUUAAAAAUUGCAAUUCCUAGAAAUAUUGUUGGAAGUAUUAUUGGUAUAAAAGGAAAAUUUAUACGAAGUUUAAGAGUUUCUACAAAUACUCAUAUUAAUAUAUCUCCUAUAUUUGUUACUUCUGAUAAGGCAUGUAAUGAAAGAAUAAUUACAAUAUUAUCUGAAGAUAUAGAUAAGAUAUAUAAUGUAUUUUUGAUAUUACUAAGGAAAAUUAAUGAGUUUCCUAAUAAAUCAUGUAGAGGGAUAUUGUAUAGAAGAAAUAAUUUGGAUAUAAAGAAUUUGGAAAGUAAUGAAGAAAUAAGUAAUAACAUACAUAAUAAAAGUAUUGACCAAAGUGAAAAUGAUUCUAUUUAUGAUAUUAAUUUUGGUAAAGAUAAUAGAAAUAAACAAAAAGUACUAUUAAAUAAAUUUAAUAAAGAAUUUUAUGUUAUUAAUGAAAAUAGUAGAUGGAGAAAUAAAAUUGGUGAAAAUAAUAUAGAAGAUGAUAUUUUUGAUGAUAUACCUACACAAGAUUUAAUUAUUGAUGAUACUACAAAGAUUAAAUCUAUAUGGAGCUUAAUAGGCUAUAGAAGAAAAGAUAUCUCAACUGUAUUGUCAAUAUUAUCAACAGUUGCAGCUGCAACAGGCUUUUUACUUUUCAGAUAUCUAUUUAAUCAAGAAAAUUACUUAAUAAAGUAA
Messenger RNA from Cryptosporidium muris RN66, 945 nucleotides. RefSeq names its product KH domain-containing protein. Gene Ontology annotation, biological process: regulation of gene expression. Gene Ontology annotation, cellular component: nucleus; cytoplasm. Gene Ontology annotation, molecular function: mRNA binding. The record is from RefSeq and is a predicted model, not a curated record. The coding region runs from base 1 to 945 and encodes 314 amino acids. The transcript has a single exon. NCBI's taxonomy places the organism in Eukaryota, Apicomplexa, Conoidasida, Eucoccidiorida, Cryptosporidiidae.